GGAUGAGAAUGAGAUGUUGUGAUGUUGUGGCCAGUGAUCUUAACAUGAGAAUGAGAUGCUCUGGUGAAGAUGGAGAUGAACUAUGAGAUGUUGAAUGAUGGUGUCAGAUCAAAUCUAUAAAUAGGAUCCCUGAUUUGGCGAUUCACUAUGUGUCGUUCGUUCAUGUCCGGAUUAGCAAUGGUCGAUCUCCGGCGAGCUGAGCCGUUCAGCCUGUCAGUCUUGGGCAUGGCCGACACCUGUGUCGUCCUCCAUUGACGGGCUGUCACUCCACGUACGAGCUCAUAAAUAACCAUGGCGCAGAACCACGCUCCUGCACGAUCGAGGUAGCAUGGCGAGGAAGCAAGGAGGACGCGGCCACAUCACGUCCAUGGCGGCAGCGCUCGCCGUGGCCGUGGCGGUCCUCUUCCUGGCCGGGGCGCCGCGCACGGCGCAGGCGGCGGUGAUGGCGGCGUCGGCGGGGAUCGAGGAGGCGUGCCGGGGCGCAGCGGACCGGGACGCGGCGGUGGACUACGAGCACUGCGUGGCGUCCCUCUCCUCCGACGCGGAGGGCCGGGACGCGGCGGACAUGCACGCGCUGGCGGCGGCGGCGACGCGGAUGGCGGUGGAGCACGCGGCGGCCACGGAGGCGCGGAUGGAGGGGCUGGGCGAGGCGGAGGGCAACCCCCGCGCGCGCGCCAGGCUGGGGCGCUGCACGGAGCUCUACGGCGCGGCCGCCGACGUGCUCCGGGACGCGCUGGACAACAUCCGCGCGCGCGUGUACGGGCGCGCCGUGGAGCAGAUCGCGGCCGCGCUGGGCGCCGCCGAGCGGUGCGAGGACGCGUGGAAGGGCGAGGAGGUGGCACGGGGCGGCGGCGGCGUGCCCGUCGCCGGGCACGACAAGGAGUACGGCCGCCUCGCCGUGGUCGCGCUCGGGAUCACCAGCGGCAUCGCGUGAUCGCCGGCAACUCUGCCACGUGGAAGACAUCCGUGCUCGACUGACGUAAAUAAAGUGCAAUGGGAAUAUAAUAAACAAAUAAACCCUUUUUUUCAGCAGAGUGAAUAAAACCCAUGAGUAUCAAAGAAGACGAUCGUGAUAUAAAAUGUAAAAUGUACUUAGGAAAAAGUGAUACGGCUAAUGUCUACUAGGGGAUGCUAUGGGCCGUUCAAUUUCUCCGCUA
Triticum aestivum (bread wheat) is the source of this 1157-nucleotide messenger RNA. RefSeq names its product pectinesterase inhibitor 8. The record is from RefSeq and is a predicted model, not a curated record. Bases 329 to 934 code for a protein of 201 amino acids. Lineage: Eukaryota; Viridiplantae; Streptophyta; Magnoliopsida; Poales; Poaceae. The transcript has a single exon. Gene Ontology annotation, molecular function: enzyme inhibitor activity.